GAGUUAAUUGCCAUAAUGACAACGCCGUAAUGGCAACGCUGUUUGGUAUUAAACACUUAGACGUAGUCACUUCGUAUAACAUAGAUAAUUGAUAUAGUAAGAAGAAAAUAUGGCUAAUCCGAAUUUAACUGAUAUGACGGAAGAAGAUGCGGCGGACUUGCAAUUUCCAAAAGACUGCUCAUUAAGUAGAACAGAAAAGAUCGAGCGUAACGUAGAAUUCAACUCGUCAGUCGUGAAGGAUGAAAUCAUUACUUCAGACCCAAUGUGCCGCAUAUGCAAGUCUGUAUUGACGGAACCGUAUAUUCGUUGUGCCGUAUGUAAUAAAAUGGAACUGUGUCCCUCUUGUUUCUCUAAUGGAUCAGAAAUUGGUAAUCACAGGAACGAUCACGACUAUAUCAUCAUAAAGAAUGAAUUUCCCUUGAUCGAUGAAAGUGGCUGGACAGCGAAACAAGAACUAGAGUGUUUAGAUGUUUUACAAGAGUGUGGUUUUGGCAAUUGGGUUGAUGUGGCCAAACGAAUACAGGGGAAAUCGCCAGAAGAAUGUAAAAAUCAUUAUCUCCAACAUUAUAUUGAUAAUCAGACUCUACCAGGAUUGCCAAAAAUCGCAGAAACAAGAGCAAGUUUGUUUGGUUGUGAAGUAAUUCCUUAUUCAUUUAAAUUGCAAGAUAUAGAAGAACCUCCUCGAUUUGCACCUAAUACUCUUAAUUGUAAGCUUCUGGCUGGAUACAAUCCAGCAAGGUCAGAUUUUCAAGUUAAUUUCGAUAAUCACGCUGAAUUAUUGAUUUCUGACUUAAAUUAUGAUGAAUUUGACAUAAAUGAUGAUAAUUAUGAAUUAGAAACAGAACUAAAAGUAGCUAUAGUACAAGCAUAUAACAACAGACUGAAAGAACGUAUGAGAAGGAGAAAAAUCAUACGUAAUCAUGGACUGAUAGCAUUUAGGAGAACUGUAUCUUGGAUACAGAGAUAUGAGAGCACAAUAACUAGAUUAGUUGCGGAAAGAUUAUUAAUUUUUAUGCAAUUAUUAGGAGGUAUGGAAUUUGACUAUUUUAUGGAAGGUUUACACAGAGCAGGAGAACUUAAAAACUAUCUGAAUAAAUUAUUUGAAUUUCGCAAUAAUGGUUUGAAACACUUUCACAGUGUUCCAAUGUUCCAAAAAUUAAAUAAACUUAAACAAGAAAAUGAAAAAGAAAGGAAACAAUACUUAAAUAAUUCUGAAUAUAGUUUGAAGACUAUAUUACCUGGUUACAACAUUAAUUUUAAUAAUUCCAUAUCAAGUGCGAUCUCGCAACGAAAAACGGCACCGCCACUUGUGAUUAAAGGUCUUCCAGGAUAUGAGAAAUUAACUUCAGCUGAAAAAGAACUUUGUUCAGCUACGCGUCUAGUUCCCUCUAAUUAUCUUGAUUUCAAACACAUCUUAAUAGCAGAAAAUAAAAAAGCGGGUUAUCUUAGAUUGGCACAAGCUAGGGUUUUGCUUAAAAUUGAUGUAAAUAAAACACGAAAAAUAUACGACUUUCUUACGGAAAAAGGAUAUAUAAAAUCGAAUCUAUGACAUAUAGUCAGUUAAUUUAGCAAAAAUAGCAGAUCUUUGUACAUUACAGUUCUGUCAAGAUUGUGAUAUUAUAUAUUAAGAUUUACAAUUAAGAAUUUCAAGUAAAAAUUGACUAAAGUAAUACAGUGAGUAUACAUAUUGAAAAUGAUAGUAAAAUUAAAUGCAUAAUAAUAUAAA
Frieseomelitta varia is the source of this 1726-nucleotide messenger RNA. RefSeq names its product DNA-directed RNA polymerase II subunit Rpb4-like (gene Ada2a). The transcript is spliced from 2 exons. Gene Ontology annotation, cellular component: RNA polymerase II, core complex; nucleus; P-body. Gene Ontology annotation, molecular function: nucleotide binding; translation initiation factor binding; chromatin binding. Bases 110 to 1549 code for a protein of 479 amino acids. The record is from RefSeq and is a predicted model, not a curated record. Lineage: Eukaryota; Metazoa; Arthropoda; Insecta; Hymenoptera; Apidae. Gene Ontology annotation, biological process: positive regulation of translational initiation; regulation of transcription by RNA polymerase II; transcription initiation at RNA polymerase II promoter.